CCAACAAAGUGCAACGGCGCGCGAGAUCUCAGCAAGACAAGGAUCGACACCGAGUCAGAGACAUGGCGCCCACUCGAUGCCGGCCCUAACCGCAACUUUCACCUCCAAACCUGUACCACCCGAGUCAUGAUGCUCAAGUCACUGGCACUUGGCACUUGUUCUUACGUUACUUCAAAUAUGCAUCGCGAGUCUGUCUUCAGGCCACGAGACUGCGAUGAUCUUUUGUCCGUCUCUCUCCCCGUCUUGCCAGCGAUGCCUACGUCAAGCAUCACGGUCGUGGAUGACGAUAUUUGCUGCCCUCACAUAUCACAUCUUGCAUCGCCACGAGACAACGACAACACUCGCAUCGCAUGCGAUGCAACGUCCGAGCGAGACUAGCAUGGCAUUUGCUGAUUAUCAUUACAAACAAAGCGAGGCUUCAUGGCCAUAUGUCCACGUUCGUGCCGGCCCAACUUCGGCAUCCGACUGUGUUGCCAGAGUCACCGGCCCAGGAACAUGUCCAGACGUUACAUUAGACGCAAGACCCUUGACAGGCUGGUCUCUUGUUGGCCGCUGGGCAUGGCAGUCAUUGACACCUCAUGUGCUCCCCCGCCUUUCUGGCCUUUGGCUCGACUACCACGUGACGAGCGCCCUCCUCGGCGUUGUAUUUCGAUGCAUUCAAAACCUCUACUGCUGCCGUUUCCCCUCGAAAGAAAAAUCAUCAGUAGAAUCGCCAAUUCUGGGAACUCGUGGAGCAGAGGAAUGCAACCGAGGCGUAUCUCCUUGCAGGACCGCCGCCUUCGUCGCCCUGUACGAUGAUACGCCACGGUCGGUCUAGAAUUGGUCGUUUCACUUGAAUCAUCGAAGCUGCUACCAUAGCAACUUCAUGACUCUCGUCAGCAUCUUCCAUCUAGCCGUUCACGCGUACUCGGCUUUCCUCAUUUGGAAGUCUUCCGGCCAAGCGGUCGUGAGGUUUCUGUUGCUGCCCGUCGUCCGCCACCAUCGAGUAUCGUGGUGGGGACCCGGAUGCUUAGCUUCAAGACGGAGCAUUAAGAUGCUCACUAU
Molecule: messenger RNA, 1044 nt
Organism: Colletotrichum acutatum
Lineage: Eukaryota; Fungi; Ascomycota; Sordariomycetes; Glomerellales; Glomerellaceae
Exons: 1
Coding region: 215-817 (200 amino acids)
Source: RefSeq, a predicted model, not a curated record